CGCCCUGGGCACGGCCCAGGCCAUACCCAGCUGCGUGACCGCGGUUGACGGUUUGUGAGUGUGCGGAUUCUUAUCUCUGGUAACUGGACUCAGGAAGAUCUCUGCUGAGCUGUUCCAGGUUUCUCGCUGAUCUCCCGAAAAUGACGGCGUCUUGCUCCUGUCGCAAGGCACCCCCCUACCGCUGCGAGAGUCCCUUUUCUUCUAGGUGCUUCUUUGGGAUUCUUUUGGUGGCGCUACUGCUCCUGCUUCCCAUAUCCUCCGAUGCCUGUGGUGAGCCACCAAGGUUUGAAACUAUGCAGCUCCGGAAUGUUUCUAAACCCAGUUAUAACCCUGGGGACAGCAUAGAUUAUGAGUGUCGCCCAGGUUACCAGCCCAAGCAUCCUUCUCUUCCCACCUCUGCUGUUUGUCAGGCUGAUAAUAUGUGGUCAUUUCUCCAGGAGGCCUGUACAAGAAAACAGUGUCCUAACCUAGGGGAUCCCGCAAAUGGCCAAAUACGGUACCCGAAUGAAAGUAUUCUGUUUGGCUCACAGGUUCACUAUGUUUGUAAUGAUGGUUAUUUCUUAAUUGGACCAAGUAUUCUAUACUGUGAGAUUUCUGGAAGUACUGUGCACUGGAGUGAUAAUCCUCCAAUAUGUGAAAAGAUUUUGUGUAAGCCACCUGAAAAAAUUCUAAAUGGAAAAUACACAAAUAGCCACAAGGAUGUAUUUGAAUACAGUGAAGUAGUAACUUAUAGUUGUGAUGCUUCAAAUGGAACAGAUCCAUAUUCACUUGUUGGAGAGAGCAAGCUUGUUUGUAUUGGAAGUGACAAAUGGAGUAGUGACCCUCCUCAGUGUAAAGUGGUCAAAUGUGUAUAUCCAUACGUUGAAAAUGGAGUGAUAGUCUCAGGACUCGGACCAAAAUUUUACUACAAAGCGACGAUUGUAUAUAGAUGCAACAAGGGUUUUAAGCUUAACGGCAGCAACAAAAUUGUCUGUAGUGCGAACAGUACUUGGGAGCCUGAGAUACCAACAUGUACUAAAGAGUCAACUACUCCUAGUACCCAGCCUCCAAUUUCCAGUGCCUUAGUGUCAACUCCUCCCAGUUCCCAACCUCCAAUUCCCAGUGUCUCAGAUUCCAAGCCUACUCAUCCAACUACGACUCUGGGAUCAAGUCAUCCAGGAUAUCCCAGUCCCAGUGAUGAAACAUCACCUAAAGAUGCUGAGAGUUUAGGUGCAGGAAUCAUUGUUGCAAUUGUCAUUGGUGCACUGUUUGGCGUUGGAGUAGUUGUCUGCGGCAUCUGCUUCUCUUUUUGCAAAAAGAAGAAAGGGUCGCGGUAAAACUGAUUGGGUUAAACUAAAAGUUGCUGAGAGGGAAAGAAGGUAUUGCUACAUACAGCGCUUACCAGGAUAAGGCAACCACUCCAGCAGAGUAGAUGAACUAAAUGGUUUCCACAAACCCAUGUAUCAUUCAGCCAUGAAAAUGAAGGAAAUCCUGCCAUUUGAGACAAUACAGAUGGACCUUGAGGGCAUUAUGCUGGGUGAAUAAGUCAUAUAAAGAAAGACAAGUACUGUAUGAUCUCACUUAUAUGUGUAAUCCAAAUAACCAAGCUUAUAGAAAAAGAAAUCAGAUUUGCCUUCAUCAGAGGUGGUGGGCUGGGGGUGGUGGUUGAGUAAAGGCGGUCAGAAAAUAUAAACUUCCAAUUAUAAGAUAAAAACGUACUGGGAUGUAAUGUACAGCGUAGUGACUACAGUUAGUAACACUGUAUUGUAUAUUGGCAAGUUGCUAAGAAAGUGGAUCUUAAAACUUCUAAUCACAUGGAAGAAAAAAAAUUUUUUGUAGGUUUGUGAAGUGAUGGAUGUUAACUAAAUUUACCGUGUAAUCAUUUUGCAAUAUAUACAUGAUCAAAUCAUGCUGUACACCUUAAACUUAUGCAGUGUUAUAUGUCAGUUAUAUCUCAAUACUGAAAGAAAAAAAAUCUAUAAAAAUUAUUUGCUAGUUUCUUACAUUGUCAGGAAUGGAACUGUUAAGCCAUAGUGCUAACAUUUUAAUGUGGCUUAAGUAUAGUCACCAUCCUUUAAUGCUUCUUUGAAAUGUGUAUGAAUUUGUGUUUGAAUAUCUUGCUUGUUUUUCCUUAAAUAACGCUUGUAUUUAUAGGGCAAGUCAACACAGUAUCCCCACUAGUGUUAAGGUGGGGAAAUAGUUUUUCUAUAAAAUUUCCAAACUCAGAGAAAUAUAAUUCAAAAUGACAUUACAUUUCAUUUGUAAAGAAAGUGAUUUUGAAAUCUUUUCUGUUCAAAGAUGAUUGCCAACUCUUAAGAUUCAUUCUUCAACAGUCCCAAAAUAUGCAUUAUAUAUUGUUUAUUAUAAAAGUUUGAUUUCCUUAACUAAGAAUAUUACCGGAAAAUACUCUUACAGUUAAUAGGUUAAAAUACUAUUUUUAAAAAUUUGUAACCUCUUGGUGAUUUAGAGACGCUAUAAAGUUUAUUUCUGGCAUUUGUUCUUCGCCCCUUUUAAUAA
Balaenoptera musculus (blue whale) is the source of this 2496-nucleotide messenger RNA. Its product is annotated as membrane cofactor protein-like. Gene Ontology annotation, biological process: negative regulation of complement activation, classical pathway. Gene Ontology annotation, cellular component: cell surface. The transcript has 14 exons. The coding region runs from base 141 to 1316 and encodes 391 amino acids. Lineage: Eukaryota; Metazoa; Chordata; Mammalia; Artiodactyla; Balaenopteridae. The record is from RefSeq and is a predicted model, not a curated record.